Molecule: messenger RNA, 2799 nt
Organism: Symbiodinium sp. CCMP2456
Lineage: Eukaryota; Dinophyceae; Suessiales; Symbiodiniaceae
Source: the annotation of a GenBank genome assembly
AUGAAUUUCGGGCGCGCCUUCAAGCAGACCUACGAAAUCUACAUCGAGUGGGUUCAAGAAAGGGGCGGUUUGCUUGUGAAUGGCACCUGGAGGCCAGUUGAGAUACGAGUGGGAAACGACAUGUCUGAGGCAGAGAAUGUGAGAGCGGUCUUCGAGAGGCAUGUUUACGACGGUGUGAGUCUUUGGCUCAGCACCUACUCUUCUGGGCUAUCCCUUGUGGCAGCAGAUGUGGCCAACAGCUCUGGUGCCUUGUUGGUGGCUCAAUCUGCAGCUUCCACAGCCAUCACUAAAGAUCGCCCGACUGUUUUCAAUGUCAACCCACCUGCGCGGAACUAUAUGCGGGGCUCGUUCGAGGCCCUCGUUGCCAGCGGGAUUGGGACAAUCGCUGGUUUCUACGAAGACAGCGGCGGGCCGAGGGCGGUUUGCAGCCCACUGCAGGACCUCGCAUCGGAGUACAACAUGACCUUGCUAAGCAACCAGGAGAUACCCUUGUCCGCAAAUGGCUCCGUCGUGAAGGACCUGGUAGCAGGCCUGAAAGCUGCGCGUCCCGAUGCCGUUUUCGGGUGCGUCUACGAGCAGGUGUGCCACAGCUUUGUGGAGGAGAUGCUUGAGCAGCAGUUCGAACCCAAGGCCGUGAUUUUCACGGCCUGCGUGACGUCGGACAGCAUCUCUCAGCUGGGUUCCAAGGGGAGGUGGCUCACCGCGGUGACUUCGUGGCUGCCCUCCAUGCCACACCAGUCGGAGGAGACGGGCUUUUCCGCUGCAGAGUUCGGCGCCCUUUACAGGUCCAAGUACACGGAGGACCCGCCGUACCAAGCUGCUGCUGCGUGGGCUGCCAUCGUCAGCUUGGGGAGGGCUGUUGAGAUGGCGAACUCGACGGAACCAGCUAUGGUCUCCGCCCAGCUGCAACGUCUGGACCUGGAAACACUGUACGGCCGAGUCUCCUUUGACGAGCACGGCCAAACUCCCAUGGACUUCAAGGCUGUUCAGCUGCAAGAGGUGGGCAAGCCGCCAGUGGUCGUGUCACCCUUGCACAAGGCCGUCGCACCGUUGCGGCUCAUGCCGUCCUCAUCAGAGCGGCAGUGCGCCAGCGAGGCACCCUCUGCUUAUGGGAACGAUGAGUCUGGGACCUGUGUGAGGUGUCCCGACAGCUCUUUCUCUUUGUGGAAUCGCUCUCUGCGGGUGCGACGGUGCAUCUUCUGCCCUCCAGGCGGCUCCCUGGACCAGGAUGGCGUUUGCUCGCCCUGCGCGCCCGGGAAGGUGUCCAUCACGGCGGGCCAGCGGGCCUGCACCAACUGCAGCGCAGGAUACUAUGCGGAGGCCAUGGGGCAAAGCCGCUGCGAAAUCUGCCCGGUGGGUAUGUUCAGCAGCUCCAGUGGGCUGACGCAGUGUACGAACUGCACCGCCGGGUUGUUCAACAACGAGGCUGCCCAGACUUCUUGCCGGAGCUGUGCUCCAGGAACCAUCAGCACAGAGGAUGCGGCCUCGAAGUGCACUCCCUGCAGCUCCGGGGAGUAUGCGCCAAACUUCGGCAUGACGUCCUGCAGCCAGUGCCAGGCCGGCUUCACGACGUUCAUGGAGGGCUCCAGCGCCAAAGAGCAGUGUACACUGGCUCACACUUUGCUUGUUUUUGCACAUGCCCUGCUUCCAGAUACGUUGCUUUUCACGGCCGCCGGGCCAGCCCUCGUCUGGGCCUACACACAGCGCAUCCGCCGGCGUCUGAAGGCGGCGGAAGAAAGGCACAAAGCAGUCCUCGAGAGCAAGGUCAAAGAAGGUGUGGAUUCCAUCACCGAGCUUGCGCAUCCUAUGGUGGUGACACGAGCCGACAUCUUCAUGGACCUCUCCUUCGAACAGAUUGGAGAGCUGCACGAAGGUGCGCGCGACAGAGGGAUCCUCACCUAUAUGGACUCGAAGUCCAGCAUCCACGCGCAUUGGAAGCAAGAGCCGAACUCACGGAUUGUGUUCCUGAGUUACCAGUGGCUCUCGUGGAACCGCCACGGCCCCAACACCACGCAGUUCGAGGCCAUGCGUCAGGCAGUCGCACGAUACGCAGAGUCGAUGGAGCUGACGCCAAGCGAGGUCUACGUUUGGUUGGACGUGCUGUCCAUCCCGCAGUACCACAAGGGUGUGCAGCUUCUAGCCGUGAACUCCCUCUACACGUACGCGUCUUCCGCCGAUGCGCUGCUCAUUGUCGCCCCGGACUCUGUGCAUGCGGAGACUGGGCAGGUGGCGAACCUCCAGACAUACAAAAGCAGAGUCUGGACCCGCAUGGAGCAGAUUGCGCACAUGACGGCACACGAUCUGGGUUCCAUGCUGAUAUUUUCCGAGACCGGGUUAGAGCCCGUCACAGAGCAGUGGGUCCGCGACGUCGUGCGGCUGUUCGACGGUGAGAUGACUUGCUGCAGGCUCAACCACCAUGGCAAGGAUAUCUGCGACAAGGAAACCUUGGUCGUUCCUCUGCUUGGCGUCUGGUUUGUGCUGAGAAGCUGGAUGGAUCAGAAACCAACCGGCGAAGACAGCCUGGAGGCACCACCUGGAGCCCAGCUUGUCUACCGUCUCAUGCGCGAUCAGAUGGACACUGUCUUCCCACCCACGUUCCAAUUUAACACGAAGGCCGGAUUCGAAGAGCGCGAGCUUUUCGGCAGCCUGAUCGAACACCUGGAAUCUCAUCUCCACGUCCUGAUGUCUGACAGCGACGUGGCGUUGAGAUCGGAGGAAGUCCUCCGAACCCCAAGGGCCUCUUUGAGGUCGUGCGUCUCGAACGAGAGCGAAGAAGAUGCCGAUGUAAUACAGAUGUGA